AAAAAAACAAAAAAAAAAAAAGAAAACCCACCGAUCUACAUCUGCAUCUCUCUGGCGGGAGUCCGCAGUCUCGCCGGAGAUCCUCCAUAGAUUCCGGCGGAAGCUAAACACAGGGAGAGAGAGCGAAGGAGUGAGAGAGUGUGCGGGAGAAAACUCGUGAUUAAAGAAAUGAAGUCAUACAAAAAAAAUUAAGAGGGAAGGGGUGCGAGGGUGGUUAACGUGCAAUGCAGGGAAAAGGAAGGCAUGAAAGCAGUGCUUGCAAGGCACAGAUGCCUAGAUGAUGCCUUCGUCAUUCAAUCUCCCUUGCCGUAUGCCGUAAUUUAUUCGAUGUUCUUCGGUUUUUCUCCCUCCCAUCUUCGUUUUAAAUUUCUCCUCCUUUCUUCUCUCAUUCCUCCGUCUUAAUUGCGCUGUCGUCGCCGAUUCCUAACAAGAGUUUGUUUUCUGGAAGGAAAUAGAGUUGUUCUUGUGAGAAAUGAAAAGAUUUCGAGAAAUUUUGUGUGUAUUGAUCCUUUGAUUCAACCAUGCCUUCUAGAAUGAUGGACCUAGGGGGUUUGUCGUCGUCAUCCUUUUUCUCUGAUGAUGUUUGUUUUCCGAUAGAGGGACAGGUUGGGUUAUGGAAGGCGGAAUGCAGAAUGGAUCAGCAUGCUAAUGGGAAAUCAGUUACACCUACAAACCUAGAGAGAAUUAUUCCAGCAGAAUAUCAGAGAAAUGAGUCACUGGGUCUUUACUUAGAUAGUCAUGCAGUGGGAGCAGAGACAGCAGCUGAUCAAUCCUCUACUUUCUUGGGACCGAUCGACAGUGGUCUGGGAAUAAAGUCUGCUUUGAAUGGACAGCAGGCUUCAUAUUUUGCAGAAGGCAAGAAAGUUGAUAUGAUGGCUUCAGAAUAUGAGAAUAAUCUCUUUUCAAGCUCAUUGUCAGAGUUAUUUGGUCGGAAAUUGAGAUUAUCUGCACAUAACUCCCUGUAUGCCCAUUCAUUUGACACUGUUGCCUCCCACUGUGAGGAAGAAGAACCUUUUGAAUCCCUUGAUGAGAUAGAGGCCCAAACCAUUGGGAAUCUUCUCCCUAAUGAUGAUGAUUUAUUUUCUGGAGUGACUGGUGGACUUGAAAUGACUAUUGGACCAAAUUGUAGAGAGGAGUCAGAGGAGUUGGACCUUUUCAGCAGUGUUGGAGGGAUGGAUUUAGGAGAUGAUAGUUCUUCUGUCAAACUAAAAGGAGUUCCUGGGGAAGUUUCUGAUGGUCAGCUUGGUUUAUGUAAUGGUGCAGUAGUAGGAGAACAUGGCCUUUAUGGGCACCCAAGUGGUUCUCCCAGUAACCGAACUUCAGGAUUUUCUGUUGCACAUGCAUCAAACUUCUCUAGCAGCAUGGAUAAUAGAACUAUUUUGGGUGUAAACUCUGCUAUAGGAGCCCCUUUCCUUGAACCAACAUUUCAUUUCAGCACCUCUUCCAGCAAAUCCAACAGCUUGUCCUCAUCUGUUGUGGAAUCAGCUAACUUCCAGGGCCAGUUGAAAUUUGAUGUCCCAGCAGCACCAACCUUCCACCCUAAUUCACUACCAGAGUAUCAGGAUGGUUUAUCUGGAGGCAUUCGCUGCAAUUCUUCUACCCUUGUUGCUGCAAACAUCAAUGUCAAACGUCCAGAAAUAAUUGGUAAUAGGGCCUUGCACAGGGUUAGCUCAAAUGGACAUGCAGUCAAAUUCAAUGAAUGUGGCUUUACAUCUCUUAGCAAUGGGAACCACCUUUUUUCUGGACAUCCUUACUCAUGGAGUAACUCUUAUCACCCCCCGCCCCCAGGCAUCAUGUGGCCUCAACCACCCUCAAUUGUCAAUGGAAUUUGUGCUGCUCAUUCCCCGGGGAGAUUGCAUGGACUUCCUAGGACACCAUCUCAUAUGCUUAAUACAGUAUUACCCAUAAAUAAUCACCAUGUGGGAUCAGCACCGGCUGUUAAUGCUUCACUCUGGGACAGGCAUCAUAUCUCUGCAGGGGAGUCUUCUGAUGCUUCUGGUUUUCAUCCAGGUUCUCUUGGCAGUGUUUCUAAUAACUCUCCACAUACUAUUGAGUAUAUUUCUCCCAACGUCUUCCCUCAUGUUGGUGGAAACCACAUGGACCUUUCAAUGCACCAAAAACAUGUUGGAUUCCAAUCACUUCAUCCAAGGCCCACAAUGUUUAGUGGGAGAGGGCAAGUUAUUCCAAUGAUAAAUUCAGUUGAUUGUCCUCAUGAACGAGCUAGAAGCCGGAGAAAUGAGGGCAGUGUCAAUCAGGUAGACAAGAAACAGUAUGAACUUGAUAUUGACCACAUAAUGCGAGGGGAAGACAAGCGAACAACACUUAUGAUAAAGAACAUUCCUAACAAGUACACCUCAAAGAUGCUUUUGGCUGCAAUUGAUGAACAUCAUCGAGGAACUUACGAUUUCAUUUACCUGCCAAUUGAUUUCAAGAAUAAAUGCAAUGUGGGGUAUGCAUUCAUCAAUAUGAUUGAACCAAGCCAUAUCAUUCCAUUCUACGAGGCAUUUAAUGGAAAGAAAUGGGAGAAGUUCAAUAGUGAAAAGGUGGCAUCACUUGCCUAUGCUCGCAUACAAGGAAAAGCAGCUCUCAUUGCACAUUUCCAGAAUUCGAGCUUGAUGAAUGAGGAUAAGAGAUGCCGACCGAUACUCUUCAAUACUGAGGGACCCAAUGCAGGUGAUCAGGUACCCUUCCCAAUGGGAGUAAAUGUUCGUACAAGGCCUGGAAAACCUCGUUCAAACUUCAAUGAGGAGAACCAUCAAGAAAGCACUACAAAUUUGUCAAAUGGAGAGAAUCUUUCUAACGAAGAAACCUGUUCUGAAAAGGAGUAGGCGAGGCAAGCCCUUUAUUUUUGUGGACACUAACCUUAAUAGGUAUGAGUAAAUAUAAAAAAGCGUCCAUCGCAAACUCUUGAUGAUAAAUAUUGGGUUAGAUGCACAGAGAGAGAAAUUCCAACCAAAAAAUAUGAGAGAAUGUAUGCUUAGCCAAAAAAACUCGCGUGUUUUAUGAACUUUCUUCGGACUUACUUCAAUUCUGAAAGUGAAGUAUCAGAUGGAGCUUCAAAAUUUUGAAUGGUUUUGAGAGUAAAAUAUUGGAGUAUAUAUGUAUAAUAGUUUCUGGGAAUCUGGCAAUUGAAGAGAUAACUUUGACACCGCUGGAGAGGCCAGGGAGAUCCUUGGCAUUUUCACUUUUCAAGUUUUGUAUUGAUAUCCAGUCCAGGGCCUUUAUUCUGAGCUUUUGAUUUGGUGGUUUAUGGUAUCUUGUAUCUUCUCUUCUGAAAGAAUUGAUCCUUCCGUGAAAUGUUUGUUGCUUAUUUUCUCUGAACCUCGAAACUCCAUUUUGUAUCUAUUUCAUAUCUAUCUAUUCAGUUCUAUUUCACAUUUGAAAUCUGGUUUAUUUGAGUUUUACAAUAUCUUCCUCUCCUAUCGUGCCUAUUCCCUGUUAUCCUAAUAAUACCAAAGGAUUAGG
Molecule: messenger RNA, 3465 nt
Organism: Rubroshorea leprosula
Lineage: Eukaryota; Viridiplantae; Streptophyta; Magnoliopsida; Malvales; Dipterocarpaceae
Source: the annotation of a GenBank genome assembly